AUCACCCAGUAACAAACUCAUUCAGAAACCACCCAUUUGUUAGUAAUAAGGAUUAAAAACGAACAAAAAGAACAAAUUAAAUAAUUCAAGGAUUUAUACAAGUGAAUUUAUUUAAAUUGUGAUUAAAACGUGCAUUAAUAAUUUGAAAGGAAAAGAAAACUUAAGAAAACAUUAUGACAAAAACAGUUAUUAAAUCUAUCAUUUUGUUAAACAUUUUAGUUUGUUUAACACAAGCAGCUUUAGUGAAAAAUCAAGUGUCACAAUCACAACUGUCACAACUAAAUAACAAUUAUCAACAAAAUUCUAUAGAACAACCAAGAUUUCCAUCACGUACUAGUACCACUGAGAAGGAAAGAUUUUCGGUUAAUUAUGAUCAAGUGAAUGAUUUGGGAAAUCGUGUUUUGGAUAAUUUCGAUCAUCGUUAUCCUGAUGGUAGUUAUGAGUUUCGCUAUGAAUUAGCCGAUGGCCAGGCACGCUACGAAAGAGGAUAUUUUAUUACCGUUAAUAAACAAAAGUCCUUGGUGGUGGUGGGUUACUACUCAUAUCGUAUGACUGAUGGCAAAUAUAUAACAGUUUUCUAUAAUGCCGAUCGUUUUGGUUAUAGACAAAAUCAAGCCAUUACCCGCGAUGUUCUUCCCGAUUUACCACGAACCAUUGAAGUUCCCGAAAUCAGAGAAGAACAGUCAGAAUAUAUUGAUAUAACGACGAAAAAAUCAAACCCUCAUCCAACCACUCCUGCAUCAAUUAAACGUUUACAGUCCUAAGUCAUCAGAAAUUAUGACGUGAUAAUUUGCAGGCAUACAAAGUCAGUAUUUAAAGUUAUAAUUAGAAAAUUAUUUAUUUUUGGUAUUUUGGUAAAAAUAACAAAAACAAUUUUGUGAAGCUUAAAAUAAAGUUAUUGCUAAACA
Lucilia cuprina (Australian sheep blowfly) is the source of this 908-nucleotide messenger RNA. RefSeq lists its product as uncharacterized. The coding region runs from base 174 to 764 and encodes 196 amino acids. Gene Ontology annotation, cellular component: chitin-based extracellular matrix. NCBI's taxonomy places the organism in Eukaryota, Metazoa, Arthropoda, Insecta, Diptera, Calliphoridae. The record is from RefSeq and is a predicted model, not a curated record. Gene Ontology annotation, molecular function: structural constituent of chitin-based larval cuticle. The transcript has 2 exons.